Molecule: messenger RNA, 1302 nt
Organism: Nymphaea colorata (pocket water lily)
Lineage: Eukaryota; Viridiplantae; Streptophyta; Magnoliopsida; Nymphaeales; Nymphaeaceae
Product: 4-hydroxybenzoate polyprenyltransferase, mitochondrial-like
Exons: 8
Coding region: 34-1047 (337 amino acids)
Biological process (GO): ubiquinone biosynthetic process
Cellular component (GO): mitochondrial inner membrane
Molecular function (GO): prenyltransferase activity
Source: RefSeq, a predicted model, not a curated record
UUGUAGGUGUUGCACCAUCUGUUCUAAUCAAGCAUGGCAUCAGCAGCAUCCCUCUUGCUUGAACAGACUGCAGCUUCUGUUAGCUCUUGGGAGAAGAGAGUUGCAACUAGCCCACCAAAGGCGGCCGCCACGUUUCGGACCAAGUUGGCGAGCUCAAGCACGUGGCUCGAUCACUUGGUUCCCGCAACAUUGCGACCAUAUGCAUACUUGGCUCGUAUCGACAAGCCCGUAGGAACUUGGCUUGUGGCUUGGCCCCAAAUGUGGGGAAUUGCUUUGGCUGCAACGCCUGGUAGGCUUCCGGAUCUGAGCUUGCUGUGGGUGCUGGCUUGGGCUUCAUUCUUCGCGAGAGGGGCGGGCUGCACUAUCAAUGACAUAUUGGAUCGAGAUUUUGAUGCCAAGGUACAACGUACAAAAUCAAGGCCAAUCGCAUGUGGACUCCUCACGCCCUUCGAGGCAACUCUAUUUCUUGUCAUUCAACUCUUGCUUUACAUUGGUGCUCUCUCACUAACAAACACAUUUUGUUUGGGUGUUGGAAUUGCAACGCUGUUGCUGGUUUUCUCUUACCCAUUGAUGAAAAGAUUGACAUAUUGGCCUCAAGCAUACCUAGGCAUGACCAUGAACUGUGGAGUCUUACUGGGUUGGUCAGCAGUUAAAGGGAGCUUAACUCUUGCUGAUAUCUUCCCAUUAUACUCUUCUGGUGUAUUCUGGACCAUUAUAUAUGACACUAUAUAUGCACAUCAGGAUAAGAAAGACGACGUGAAAGCUGGUGUAAAGUCCACAGCCUUAAGGUUUGGAGAAUCAACAAAGAGUUGGAUAAGUGGAUUUGGAGUUGCCUCCUUUACUUUCUUCCUCCUCACUGGAUACACGGCUAACCUUGCAGGUUGGCCAUACUAUGCAUUCUUGGCAGCUUCAGCUACCCAACUAGUGUGGCAGAUUUGGACCCUUGACAUAUCAAGACCUGAAGAAUGCGAAAAAAAGUUUGAAUCAAACAAAUACUUUGGAGCUCUCGUCUUCUUCGGGAUUUUGACCGGAAAACUCGUGCAGUGAAAGGCAUAUGUGACCGUGGCCAUGACUCCUCGUGCCACAUUUAAGAUGGAAAAGUGGAGUAAUAAGAUCGCUUCUGUCAGGUUCAUCCCAAAGUCUUCUGACUGUUGAAGUGAGACCCAAGUGUGUGAUUUAGUAGAAUAACCAUGUACUUGCACUGUACAAUGUUAUCAUUGGUUGGUAGUAAAAUAUAUUUUACUAUCCCAUAUAUAUGAUGUACGUCCUGGGAAAAUAUAUUUUGUGUUGACUAUAUAUGAU